AUGGAGAGCAAGUUGAUUACCAUAUGGCUUGAUCUCAAUAUUUUUCAUUAUGCAAAUGAAUGGACGACGAGAAAUCGAUAUUUGACGAAAGCUUGGAAACUUUUUGAUAAUGCUGAUAAAUGUAUAGAUUAUAUAACAUCGAGACUCGAAGAUAAGUUUUAUUUAAUUAUAUCAGGCGUCUUCGUUGAUUAUCUUAUUCCUCUAAUUUACGAAUUGGAGCAAAUUAAAAAGAUCUAUGCCCAUGGAAGUAGUAUUCAUAUUCAAGACGUUGGCAAACUAUAUUUUUCGUAUAAUCACAACGAUCUAAUAACUAUUGAUGAGUUAAUCAAUAGCAGUCAAAACAAUUCAUUAUCUCUAUCAAUAUUUUCGAAUAACCAAGAAAAAUCAAUACGUAAUUUAACGACGAGUGGAAAUGCCUUAUUUAUUUGGUAUCAAUUAUUGAUUGAUGUACUAAUACGAAUACCAUCAUCAACUGAAAGUGCCAAAUCUGAUUUGAUAGCAAUCACUCGAAAGUGCUAUGAAGGAAACGAAAGUGAACAAGAAAAAAUCAACGAAUUUGAUACAUGUUACGAAUCGACCAAAGCUGUUUUCUGGUAUACACGAAAUUGUUUUCUUUUUCGUCUAUUGAAUCAAGCAUUUCGAACAGAAGAUAUUGAUAAUAUAUUUAAAUUUCGCUUUUUUAUUGUCGACCUCUAUCAACAGCUACUCACUUUAUAUACCGCACAACGUUUUCCAUCAAGUUUAACUGUCUAUCGUGGUCAAAGUCUAGGUUUAAUCGAAUUAGAAUAUUUGAAAGAAAAUAUUGGUCAGUUAAUAUCGAUGAAUACAUUUUUAUCGACAACCACUGAUAAAGAAGUGGCUUCCAUAUUUGCUGGUGAUGGUACAAAUAGGCCAGUAUAUGAGCGUUCUGUUCUAUUUGAAAUGACUAUUGAUACAACUCGCUGUCAUAAAUCCAAACCAUUUGCUGAUGUUAGCAAACAUAGUUAUAUGAAGGAUGAAAAUGAAAUUCUUCUAUCGAUGGGCACAAUAUUUCGAAUUGUCUCUGUUGAUAUUGAAAAUAAUGUAUGGAUUGUAAAACUCAUAUUUACGGAACAAGAAGAUAAACGAUUAAUUGAACUUAUUGAUUAUCAAAAAAUGAUCCUGAGAGAAAAAGAAACGGUGGUGGUCUUAGGAAGAAUUUUACAAGAUAUGGGAGAAAUGGAAAAAGCAAAACGUUAUUAUAAUCUUAUACUAGAAAGUUCGGUAGAGGAUAGUGUUGAAGUUUCAUCUAUUUACAAUAACCUCGGUGCAAUGGCCAAGGAUGAAUCAAAGUAUGAAGAAGCAUUAAAUGCUUAUGAAAAAUCAAUGAAUAUAAAUAAAAAAAUUUUAUCCGAAAUUCAUCCACAUACUGCCAUGUCGUAUAAUAAUAUUGCUGGUAUUUAUGCUCAUAUGGGUCAAACGAAAAAAGCGAUUGGUGAUGAUGAGAAAGCUUUGAUUUUCUAUGAGAAAUCACUCGAAAUAUGCAAUCAAUCAUUACCAGAAAAUCAUUCACAAACAGCAACAGUUCUUUCAAAAAUUGGUGGCUUAUAUUAUAAUAGGUCGAAUUGGUCAACAGCAAUAAAAUAUCUUGAAAAAGCAUUGGAAAUCAAUAAAAAAAUAUUGCCAAAAGGUCAUCCGGAUCUGAUUAUAGGCUACAGUAAUUUAGCAUCAAGUUAUUCUCAUCUAGGAAAGGAUGAUUUAGCCAUCGACAUGUUUGAAAAUGCAUUAAGUUCUACACCUAUGUCGGAAUCAAAAAGUUUUCAUGUUGCUCAUACGUAUAAUAAUUGUGGUGCAGUAUAUUUCAAUCAAGGAAACUACGAAAAAGCUUUAGAAAAAUUCACAAAGGCUUACGAAAUGGCAUUACAAUUAUCUUCCUUUGAACGAUCGUAUUUAUCAAUGUAUCACCACAAUUUAGAAGAAACAAAGCGAAAACUUCAGAAAGUCACAAUUAAACCAAGUUCUUCGGAAUGA
Messenger RNA from Rotaria sp. Silwood1, 1989 nucleotides. The record is from the annotation of a GenBank genome assembly. Lineage: Eukaryota; Metazoa; Rotifera; Eurotatoria; Philodinida; Philodinidae.